UUAACGGUUAUUUGACAUUUUUGAAAGUAAACAAGUAAAAUAGUGCAGUCUAUUCGUCGGUAGGUGGCUAUACUAUUUGAUACUUGGUGACUUCCCCUUGCUUGUAAGUUUCUGAAUUUUUAUGAUCGACCAAGACUACACUGAAGAUAUGCAACAGCAAUUUCCCGCGUUUGAAUUUAUUUCAUGUUUCCAGCGGUUCAGCCAAACUGUACACGAAGAAUUGUUGUUCGUAUUGACUGCCCUGUUUAUUUAAAUGUAACUUAUCAAGACGUAAAUAUUUAAUAUUAAUUGACAUCAUUUUUGAUUCUUUAUCGUUAUUUUGGAAGUGUCACGAAUCUUUUCUACGUGUUACAAACGAUACAUUUUUGUAACCUCGCAAUGUCUGGUAAAGUAGUGAAAAAAGCGCCGAAGAAGAAGGCAGCAAAAGCAUAUAAACUGCCAGAUCCGAUAUCAGCCGGUGAAAUAUUAACAGAUAUAACAAAAAAACAGUGGAUUCUCGGCACAUCGAUCGGUGUCGGGGGUUUUGGUGAAAUCUAUUCCGCUGCUCCUUACAAUGGAAAGCCUCCAAAAGAUUAUCCCAAUGUAAUUAAAAUUGAACCACAUGGAAAUGGACCAUUGUUCGUGGAAAUGCAUUUUUAUAUGAGAAAUGCCAAACCAGAUGAAAUUAAUAGUUGGCAAAAGAAAAAGAAGCUUUCUGCACUUGGAAUGCCUAGAUACAUAGGCUCUGGAAGUCAUGAAUAUAAGAAUAUAAAAUACCGAUUUGUUGUAAUGGAUCGGUAUGGCACAGACUUAUGGAAACUGUUUGAAGAAAAUAAUAAACGAUUUCCAGAACAUACAGUAUACAAAAUAGCUUUGCAAAUAAUAAAUGUAUUAGAAUACAUCCAUUUUAAGACAUACGUACAUGCAGAUAUAAAAGGAGCAAAUUUACUGUUAGAUUUAAAAUCACAAGAUAAAGUAUAUUUGGUAGAUUUUGGAUUGGCUUCUCAUUAUACAACAAAAGACGAAUAUAAAUUAGAUCCAAAAAAGGCACAUAAUGGAACUAUCGAAUAUACCAGUAGAGAUGCUCACAUGGGAGUACCAACUAUGCGCGGUGAUUUUGAAAUUUUAGGCUAUAAUAUGAUUCAAUGGUUAUGUGGCUCGCUUUUAUGGGAAACAGAUUUAUCGGAUCCAGUUGUAGUACAAAAACAAAAAGAAAAAGCGUUUGAUAAUAUUCCAGAUUUUUUACAUAAGUCUUUUCAUGGGUCAGUUCCAACCUCCAUACUUAAAUACAUGACUCAGUUAGCAAGUAUGAAAUUCAAUGAUACACCCGAUUACGAAAAGUUUAAAAAAGUACUAACAGAAGGAUUGAAACAAUUGUCGCAUAAACCAGAUGGAAAGUUAGAAUUUAAAAAUGAUAUUACUAAUGAUAAGCAUGAAAAUUUGAAGUCUACUUCGCAAAACGCGAAGAAAACAGUUGAGAGGAAUAGAAAAAGUCCACGUUUAAAGUUAAUAAAACGUCUCAGUCCUGUAAGGAGCCUUGAUGAUAGCAAUGGAAGCAUUGUAAUGGACAAAAAACGUGGUGGUGUAAGAGACUUAAAGCAAAUAUUGAACGUUAUCGAGCCCGAUGAAGAAUACGAUAUACUAGUUAGAAAAUCGAGAAAGCAUGAUAAUAUCGGAGGCGUAAAUAAAUCUAAGAACGACAAAUCUCCAAUUAAAGACAGAAAAAGAGUUAAAAAAAAUCAUUACAUCGAAUCGGAGUCAGAAUCGGAACCAGAGGUUAUAUCAAAGGGAUCACGAUCGCGACCUGCUCGAAAAGCAACAUCUAAUAGUACAAAGACACAUUUGGAUAAAUUGUCAAUGCGCGCAACCAAUUCUGAUGAAGACAUAUUUGAUACAUAAUCAUUACAGAUACGAAAU
This is a messenger RNA of Hylaeus volcanicus, 1896 nucleotides long. Its product is annotated as serine/threonine-protein kinase VRK1. NCBI's taxonomy places the organism in Eukaryota, Metazoa, Arthropoda, Insecta, Hymenoptera, Colletidae. Gene Ontology annotation, biological process: peptidyl-serine phosphorylation; signal transduction. Gene Ontology annotation, molecular function: ATP binding; protein serine/threonine kinase activity. Gene Ontology annotation, cellular component: nucleus; cytoplasm. The coding region runs from base 379 to 1878 and encodes 499 amino acids. The record is from RefSeq and is a predicted model, not a curated record. The transcript has 8 exons.